AUGUCCCUCAGGGGGACCACAGGCGACAACACGCGCCUGCUUCGGAAGGCUCCAGAGGAGGAGGAGGAGGAGGAGGAGGAGGAGGAGGAGGAGGAGGAGGAGGAGGAGGAGGAGGAGGAGGAGGAGGAGGAGGAGGAGGAGGAGGAGGAGGAGGAGGAGGAGGAGGAGGAGGAGGAGGCGAUGCAGGCGGAGGGCGUGCGGGAGGUGGCCGUGGCAACUGGCCUGGAGGUGCUGUACCAGGAGACCCCCAACUACCGCGGAGCGGCGGCCGAGGCUGACCGCAUGAUCGAGCCAAGGGAGACGGCUAGGCAUGCCUGGCGAGUGCCAGACCUGGGCGUAGAGCCUGUUGCUAGUGCUGCAGAGGAGGCGGUUACUGAGGGGGAAAACCCCUAA
Messenger RNA from Closterium sp. Naga37s-1, 393 nucleotides. Lineage: Eukaryota; Viridiplantae; Streptophyta; Zygnematophyceae; Desmidiales; Closteriaceae. The record is from the annotation of a GenBank genome assembly.